Molecule: messenger RNA, 3492 nt
Organism: Xenopus laevis (African clawed frog)
Lineage: Eukaryota; Metazoa; Chordata; Amphibia; Anura; Pipidae
Product: cyclin-O protein B
Exons: 2
Coding region: 1212-2198 (328 amino acids)
Source: RefSeq, a predicted model, not a curated record
UUUAACCCUUUAUAUCUGCAAGUUUCAUGGUUUUAUGAUGUAUUCAUUUUUUAUGAAUCCAGAAUAUUUAAUUAAUAACUAAUUUUACACAGGAUCACUGACACACUGAGGAAGCACACCUUUGGAUGCUCCACCAUUGGUGGAUGGACUUUAAUUGACUUUAUUUUCAUAUCAAUUGCUUUAUAUUCACACUUUGCACUGUUUUCUUUAUGCUUGAGAAAGGUGCGUGACCCCAAAAUGUUGCACUUCGCAAUAAACACGCAAGGCAGCUUGCUUACAUUGACCCUGUGUGCCUUGGGAUUCUUUCUGCUCGCCCAUUUUACACCAGUGUGGGCAAGAGGAUACGUUCGAGCUGCGUGAAUUGAUAAUGAAUGGGGAAGUGCCAUUGUUAUGGAGGGACAGAAAGGACUUUUGUUGUGCCCCGGGCCGUCAUGUUCAUAGGAGUCUUAGUGAAAAGGCUGCAGAAAUGUGAAUUUAAGGCGGGUGUAUUCUAUUAUAGUUACUGCGGAUGUUCUAGCCAGGGCCAGAUUUCAACCCAAAGCACCCUAGGCCACUCAUACGUAAUAACUCUUACCCCUACUCCACGCUGCUGCAGGUCACUAAUUGCCGGCACUGGGGACUGAACAGGCAGGAGACUCAAUCAACUAUCAACCUCUCCCACCCAAUUUAGAUGUGGUUAGUGGACAGGCCCAGGCCUUUGUUGUCUGGCCACAAAUCCAGGCCUGGUGCUAGCCAUGUCUACCAAUCAACCACCACUCUCAUGAAUAUAACAAUAUAAUAAAACAAUAUAAAAAGGGUGUAAAACAAGGGACUAAGAUUUUAUGUAGCUACUUUGUUUUUCUUCCCAGUUUAUUACCCCAGACAGCACACUGUAUUUCAUAUUCACAAAACUUGUAUUCAUCUCCCCCAAUUCUAAGUCAGAUACCCAAAACCUAAUUUAAGAUUGGGGCAUAAAAUGAGGCACUAGAGCUGCAGUUAAAGGUCAGUAAUUGGGUUGAGUGAUAGAAAGAUUCACUUCAAGCUCUGUCCAUGAGACACAUCUCCAGCCAAUCGGUGUACAGCACAUGCUGGAUAUACAAAGCUCUCAGGUGAGAGAAACCGUUGGAAAUAGACAGUUGCUGAGAGACGGUUGAGGAGAGAGCAGCAAUUGAGAGAGGGAGAGAGAGAGAGAGAGCAGCAAUUGAGAGCGAGAGAGAGAGAGAGAGCGCGUUAUGGAGACUUUUAUUAAAAAGCGAAAGAGAUUAGCUAUCCCUGAGAGCCAGGAGGGAAGCCAUUAUGACUGUCGGUGCUACAAAAUCACCAAGUAUGAGAGCAACCGGCAAGGGACCUGCAGCAGUGCAGUUGUACUGGAUCCAUGGAGCACCUUUGGAAACCUGAUGCCAGAUACACUGCAGAACUUCAUGGAUUAUGGAGAAACAUGCUACAUGUUUAAUAAGAGCCUGGAAGAGGAUUUCGCACCUAACAACUUUUUAGGAAAACACAGCGACAUCGAUGAAACAUCUUGGAGGGAAGUCAUCACCACCAUGAUUGCUGCACACAGGGCCUUUAGACUGGACUUUGAGACCCUGUGUCUUGCUGUCAACUACCUGGAAAGGUUUCUGGCCUGCACUCCCCUAAAAGCUGCCAGCCUGAAGGUCAUAGGUGCCACUUGUCUUUAUUUGGCCUGCAAGGUAAUGGAGAAGAGUCUCCCUAAAAUAGAUAUGUUUCUAUUGCUGUUCUGUGAAGAUGGAUUCACAGCUCCCUUAAUGUACUAUUUAGAAAAAUUGGUAUUAAGGAGGUUGUGUUUCCGUCUAAGGGCUCCCACCAUCGAGUAUUUCCUGGAACACUUUUCCCUUAGAAGAGUGUCCUACAAGGAAUGUCCAGCUGCCAAAAUCAACAGAGCAGCCAAUGCCUUCACUGCUGCUAGAGGCAUUGCAGCACUGAGCAUGACAAGGUAUGGAUUCCAUUCCUACCCACCAUCUCUCCUAGCUCAGUGCUGCCUUAGAGUUGCAGACCAAAUAUUGCAAUAUGACACCUGGAAUAGAGCGCACCCUAGAGACUGUUCAGGCCCCUUAUGGCGGGAGUGCAUGGGUAAAAUCACCCACCUGGUAUCCUCCAACAAAAUCUUAUUGUGCAAGUUUAUGCCAGGUGUGUUUCCAGAAACCUUUCCAGACUUGGUUUCACCACCAACCAAGAGUGGCAGCAAAGCAAACAUCUAAGAAAGAGGCUCUUCCCAAAAGUCAUCAGGAGAUCAGUGGCAGUAACAUGGAGAGGAAGCAGCUCAUGGUGAUUGGACCAGGUGGCGGCUUUGAGAUCUUGUUAUGCUCAGGAUGUAGCAGAUAUUUGUCAGGAGAUCAGCCAGCAAGACCAACAGAGGAAGAACAGCACCCAGUGAACAGCAUCUUCCCAAUGUACCAUCUACAGAGCACCCAGGACUGCUGUGACUGAAUUAUAACCUGACAGACUUCUUUUCUCCCAGUACAGGUAGAUUUACCAUCAGAUGGCAUAUAUACAUGGGCCUUACAGCCACUAGGAGGCCUCUGUAUUUCUCUCCCGUCCAUCUAACAGGCUGCAGGUGCGGGGGUCUGCAGGCCACCGGGGAGGCAAAUGGAACGGAGAGGAAUGCAGAGGACACCAAGCGGCUGGAAAGCUCAUGUGCAUGCAGCCAUAUUCUUGUCCAGCAAGAUCAGGGGCAUUGAUCCUGGGAACAAAUCCGAUCGCCGUUAAGGGGUCAGGAAGGAAUUUUUCCCUCUAAAGAAGCAGAUUUGCUGAAGCUUUUUAGAGGUUUUUUGCCUUCCUCAGGAUCAAAGGGCUCUCUACCCAGCUGCGGCCCAUCUCCCAUCCUAAACUCUGUCUUUGUGCAGCCCCUCCAUCAGGAGUUUAGUUAGAAGCCGCAGGUGGGAGGGAACCCAUUUACAGACCCCACUUUCCAUCUCAUUGAUCUUAUUAAUAAAUCUGUGAUUUCACAGGUUAAGUCCAAACCGGUUGUUUGUGUCAUUUUUCUGGGAUUCAGGGGACUGCAGGUACAGUUCUUACUUUCAAUACACUGUUGGGGUCCAAAGGCUGAUGUUAGAACACUAUUGCCUGGCCAUCUUAAUUUUAGAAAAGUAAUGGGCAGCUUUUUAUGGGGAAAGUUACAGAGAAAACUUAAUCUGGAAGAGCCAAAAAGAAGCUGAAAAAAAUGUGCAACUGAAGUAAAAAGCGACAAAGCAGAAGGGAAAAAUCUAAUGGCACAACUGGACAAUACAGGGCUUAGGGGAGAAAGGACAGGAAGAGGAAAACUAAUAUGUACAGGGCUAGUGGUGAGGUCUCUGGGGGGAGUGCAUACGGAUCCAUUUGAUGUGGUUGCUAGGGGAGAAAAGGGGAUCCAUACAGGGCUGCUGGGGGGAAGCAGAGGGAUAGGUACAGGACUGCUGGGGGGAAGCAGAGGGAUAGGUACAUGGCCAGGCCUGGAUUUGUGGAAAGGCCACCAAGGCCCGGGCCUAGGGCGGCAGGAUUUUAGGGGGCGACAUA